ACUGCCACCUUAAGAAGUUCUCAGGACUUCAUCUUUUGUCUCCUCGAGUCAAAGACAGUAAGAGUCUCUGGCAGGUGGCGGAAGGAAAGAGCUUCCUCAGCCCCAUGUUGGGCGGAGCCGGGGGAGGUCUCCACCUGCAGAAGGCGGGGACGGGGCGGAGCUGGCAGGAGGGUGGCGACGCCAGAGCCUCGGCAGCGCAGGGCACCCGGCAGACCCCAACCCUGCCCGGCAGCUGCUGCUCCACUCGGCCUCUCAGGUUCAGAAUGGCCUCCACCAUGCUAUCUGGCCUAGUGUUUUGGCUGACAUUUGGAUGCACUUCAACAUUUGCUUACAGCCCAAGGACCCCUGACCGGGUCUCAGAAACAGACAUCCAGAGGUUGCUCCAUGGCGUUAUGGAGCAGUUAGGCAUUGCUAGACCACGGGUGGAGUAUCCAGCACAUCAGGCCCUAAAUGUUGUGGGGCCACAGAGCAUUGAAGGUGGAGCUCAUGAAGGUCUUCAGCACUUGGGUCCUUUUGGCAACAUACCAAACAUUGUGGCCGAACUGACUGGUGACAACAUCCCUAAGGACUUUAGUGAAGACCAAGGCUACCCAGACCCUCCCAACCCCUGCCCACUUGGAAAGACAGUAGAUGACGGAUGUCUAGAAAACACCCCGGACACAGCAGAGUUCAGUAGAGAAUUCCAGUUGCAUCAGCACCUUUUUGAUCCAGAACACGACUACCCAGGCUUGGGCAAGUGGAACAAGAAGCUCCUCUAUGAGAAGAUGAAGGGGGGUCAGAGGCGGAAACGGAGGAGUAUCAACCCUUAUCUACAAGGCCAGAGGCUGGACAAUGUUGUCGCAAAGAAGUCUGUCCCCCACUUCUCCGAGGAGGACAAGGAACAGGAGUAAUGUGGAGCUGCACGUGGAAAUGCACACAGCGCCUGUUAGGCCUCAGUCUUGCUCUGUGCACGUGUUCUUCCUCGAGCCCCAUGAAUGCCAGCAUGUUUCUCAUUUAGACAAGUGUGGAUGAAAAGCAGCUGUGUGUUUGAUAGUGCAUCAUUGCUCACACCAAUAGCUUCGCUUUCUGCUAUGUUACAAAAAAAGCUUUUUUUUUUCACUGUGGAUCCUCUGUGAGCAUGAGCAUGAAAGUGUGUAUGGCAGCAUUUAUCAAAUGUAACACUAGAAGUGAAAUGUCCUCAGAUGUCUUGCAAUUUAAAAUGGCUGUGAUGUCUGGGCCCAGUCUGUGGAAGCUGCCAUUUGAUUUUGAUUAUGGAGUCCAGCUAGCCCUUGGGUGUUAUUACACAGUAAUAAAGAAGAUCACACUGCAGAGAAGGAACUUCCAUGUUUCACUGGCUGCAGCUUAAUAAAUGUAUAGGUGAACUUCA
Molecule: messenger RNA, 1366 nt
Organism: Erinaceus europaeus (western European hedgehog)
Lineage: Eukaryota; Metazoa; Chordata; Mammalia; Eulipotyphla; Erinaceidae
Gene: SCG5
Product: secretogranin V
Exons: 6
Coding region: 105-890 (261 amino acids)
Biological process (GO): neuropeptide signaling pathway; regulation of hormone secretion
Cellular component (GO): secretory granule
Molecular function (GO): enzyme regulator activity
Source: RefSeq, a predicted model, not a curated record